This is a messenger RNA of Larimichthys crocea (large yellow croaker), 726 nucleotides long. Its product is annotated as guanylin family protein. The transcript is spliced from 3 exons. Gene Ontology annotation, cellular component: extracellular region. Lineage: Eukaryota; Metazoa; Chordata; Actinopteri; Sciaenidae. Gene Ontology annotation, molecular function: guanylate cyclase activator activity. The record is from RefSeq and is a predicted model, not a curated record. Bases 91 to 417 code for a protein of 108 amino acids.
UGGAUUGAAGGCAGACACUGAGCUGAGCACCCGCUGAGCAUAUCAACAGCAAGAGAUAAGCAAGACGCUGCAAGACAAACUACUGUCACCAUGAAGGCUGCACUCGCCACCAUCGCUGUCCUCGUCCUGGCUCUCGGCUUGACUUCUGAGGCUGUGCAGGUUGAAGAGAAUGGACUCUCUUUCUCCCUGGAAGGCGUCAAGAGGCUUCAGGAGCUGACAGAGGAUGGCGUUGCGACAGCACAACAAAACCCACGAUUCAGGGCAAACACUAUGUCCCUCUGUGCUGACCCCAUGCUCCCGCAGGAGUUCCUGCCCCUCUGCAAGCAGAGAGGAGGAUCUGCAUCCCUCUCCAGACUAGCUAUGGUUCCAAUGGAUGUCUGUGAGAUCUGCGCCUUUGCCGCCUGCACUGGCUGCUAAACAAACCCAGCAAGCCAGAAUCAUCAUCUCGCCAAGCUUAAAACUUGUGAUUUUUUUUUCCUCCCCCUCAAAACUAUUUCAGGGAGUUUCAAAAAUGUCUGAGACUUUAUGUUCCCUGAAUACAUCCAUUCGGCACUUUAUACACAUUUAAUCACCGUUAGACAAAAAAAGCCCCCAAAAAAGAAAAAUAAUCAGAUUAAAUGAGGUAUAUUUUUAAACGAACUGUUACUUUUUAGCAUAUUUACUACUUUAUUUUUUGUAACAGUUACUUAUCAUGGAUUUUAUUUUUGGGAUUUAUGUUGUUUGUUA